UAGCUCCUACCUACCCCGAUUCAAAAACUCAAAAAGACAUAGAUUUCAACAUUAUAUAAUAAUACGACACCAUUUUACAUACUUCACCCCCAUAUUGUAAGCAAGUGAUCCAAGCAAAGAAACACAAGCAUGGCCUCAAUUGCACAGAAAUCAGCACUGAUAAUAUGCGGCGACUACAUGGAGGACUACGAGGUGAUGGUGCCCUACGUUCUGCUUCAGUCCUUGGGAGUUCGCGUCGAUUGCGUCUCUCCCAACAAGCGUCCCGGCGACAAGUGCUUCACUGCCGUCCAUGACUUCAUGGGGUUUGAGUUAUAUACAGAGUUGCCAGGCCACUUCUUCACUCUGAACUCAGAUUUCAACCUAGUCAAACCAGAAUCCUACGAUGCCCUCAUCGUUCCCGGAGGACGAUUCACAGAACUCCUAAGUGACGACGACAAGGUCCUGAAAAUCGUCAACAUAUUCGCGGAGGCAGAUAAGCCGAUAUUCACAAGCUGUCAUAGCCAGAUUCUGCUGGCUGCAGCGGGGAUUCUCAAAAGCAAGAAAUGCACUGCAUUCACAAGCUUGAAGCCUGUAAUCGAGCUCGCCGGCGGCGUUUGGUGGGAGGAGCCAGGAGUCUCAUCGGUUCGUGACAUCACUGCUACUGUUAAAGAUGGGAAUCUAAUAAGCUCGAUUGGUUGGCCUGGCCAUGGAGAGUACUUGAAGCUUCUGCUUCAUUCAAUCGGGGCCAAAGUUUCCAGGACGAGAGAGAAUUCAGUCUUGUUUAUUUGCGCGGACUAUGUUGAAGAUUAUGAGAUAAAUGUACCGUUCCGAGCACUUCAAGGUUUGGGCUGCAGGGUCGAUGCAGUUUCUCCGACCAAAACCGUCGCAGAGACGUGUGUUACGGCGAUUCAUGAUGAUGAGGGAGGACAAAUCUGUAGCGAGAAGCGAGGACAUAACUUCUAUGUCAAUGCCAAUUGGAGUGAUGUUUGUGUUGAUAAGUAUGACUGUAUUGUAUUUCCCGGAGGAAGGUCGCCGGAAUUGCUGGUCUCCGAUGAGAAGGUGAUUUCUCUGGUUAAGGAAUUUGCAGAGAAAGGCAAAGUGAUUGCAGGUAUUGGACAAGGCCAAUGGGUUCUUGCUGCUGCUGGUGUUCUCAAGGGGAAGAAGUGUGCAAGCAGUCGUGGAAUGAAGGUUAUCGUCAAACUGGCUGGUGGAGAAGUAGGAGAGUCCAUCGAAGAAGGCUGUGUGAGCCAUGGCAAGCUAGUGACUGCGACUGGAUGGCUUGCACUUACCGAUUUUGUUUCUCAAUUAAGUGGGGUGCUUGGAUUGUCUGUUGUGUUUUAAAGUGUUACUUACAUGUCUUGAAGUCUAUCUUUUGAAUUCUCGCUACAAUAAAAUAAUAAAUAAAAAAACAAUUUGAAGAUUCAAAAUUCUCUUAAUUUUA
Molecule: messenger RNA, 1420 nt
Organism: Tripterygium wilfordii
Lineage: Eukaryota; Viridiplantae; Streptophyta; Magnoliopsida; Celastrales; Celastraceae
Product: DJ-1 protein homolog E-like
Exons: 4
Coding region: 130-1320 (396 amino acids)
Source: RefSeq, a predicted model, not a curated record